Messenger RNA from Mercenaria mercenaria, 1347 nucleotides. RefSeq lists its product as uncharacterized. Bases 26 to 1009 code for a protein of 327 amino acids. The record is from RefSeq and is a predicted model, not a curated record. The transcript is spliced from 3 exons. NCBI's taxonomy places the organism in Eukaryota, Metazoa, Mollusca, Bivalvia, Venerida, Veneridae.
UCCGUGGGAAGUUGCUAAAUGUUUCAUGCCACCUGACGGAUACACAGAUGCGAUGAAUGCAGCAGACACUGAUUUCAAUGGAAUCACCAGUGUUGUCCUGAACUAUGAAGCAUUUCAAACGAAAAUUCACGACGACCUUUCCAAACCGUACAACAUCUUUGAACAGGGUAGGGAGGUAGGCAGAGCAGUUCGACAUUGCCCACAAUUAGAGAUGGAAGAUACAGAUCUACAACACUAUUUUAGUGUCUUACAGAAUCUGCUGUCAGAUCCUGCAUAUCUGUCUGCUAAUACUGCUGCGCAGAAUGCUAAAACGAAAUUAUUACAGCUUCAAAAUGAUACCUUAGUCAUUGGAAAAGACGACGUCCUUAAUGUGCUGGAUGAUGUUCGUAAAACAGUUCAAGAUGCUAAAAGCAAGAAGUUACAACUUAUCAAACUUACAAAAAAGCAUAUCAGUGAUAUUGUCAAACGUGGAAAAGUGUCAAUGUCUCAGUUAGAUAAAGCCUAUAAAUCUGCAAUGGAUGACAUAGAAAAACAAAGAAAGAAAUCGAUUGAAGACGUCCAAGCUGAAGGAGAAAAACAAAAAGAAGAUAUAGUUGCAGAAGGACAUAUUGUGAAGAGACAGUUAGUAGAUGUGGCUGAUCAAGGAGUAAAAAGGUUGACUAGAGAGACCACUGCUGGAAUUAAUACGAUGGAAGCGGAAGCCAAUACUCAGGUGAAAACAAUUGCAUCAAAAGCUGGUAAAGCUGUAAAACAAAUAGCGGGAGCCAGAGACGAAGGGGUGAAAGGAAUGAGAACAGAGGCACUUACUCGAAUGGAACACCUAAAAGAAUAUGCUGAGGAAGGGGUUAACAAGUUAGAAGUUGAAGCCAAAGCUGGAGUAACUAAGAUUAAUUUAGAAACUGAUGAAGCAUUAAAGCAGAUUGAGAAAUCAAAAGCAGAAAGCAAAGAAGAUACAUACAACAAAUUUAAAAAGGGUAAGUGUAAUUUCUUUAUAACCUCCAGUACUUAAACAUGAAGCAUGGGAUAUACCAUUAUAAACAUAAUCUGAUAUUUCAGUAAGCCGGUUCAAUCUUACUUAACCAAAUCAAUUACUGGCUCAUUUAUUUAUUUAUUUUGUUGUGUUUAACGUCGCACCGACACAAUUUUAUGUCAUAUGGCGACUUUCCAGCUUUAAUGGUGGAGGAAAACCCCAGGUACCCCUCCGUGCACAAUUUCAUCACGAGCGGACACCUGGGUAGAACCACCGACCUUCCGUAAGCCAGCUGGAUGGCUUCCUCAUGUGAAGAAUUCUACACCCCAAAAUGAGGUUUCGAACCCACAUCGAUGAGGGGCAAAUGGUUUAAAGUC